AGCAGAGGCUGCCGGGAGCGCGCGGCGGGGCGGAAGUGUCCACCUGCCCCGUCCGGCCUGCGCAGCGCGGCCGCCCGCGGGCACCGGAGCCAGGCCCCGCCGAGGGGCCACUCCUGAAGGAAGCAGAAGAGAGGGAAGGCGUCUUGGUGGUGGCGUGUGGCAACGGCUCCCUCCGCUCAGCUUGUGCGGAGUCUGGAACCUGAGUCGCCCAUGGAGGUCCCACCCCACGUGCAGUCUGAUGCCCGUCCGGCCCUCUGAGCACCUGGAAUGGAAUGAGCCUAUGCACUCCCUCCGGAUCAGCGUGGGGGGCCUUCCCGUGCUGGCGUCCAUGACCAAGGCCGCGGACCCCCGGUUCCGCCCCCGGUGGAGGGUGAUCCUGACCUUCUUCGUGUGUGUCGCCCUCCUUUGGCUGCUCUACUCCCACCGCCCGGCCCCGAGCAGGCCCCCCCCUCACAAUGCACACAACUGGAGGCAUGGCCAGUUACCUGCCGCCCGCUACAAUGACACCUACCCCCUGUGCCCCCAGAGGACACCCGGCGGGAUUCGGUACCGGAUCGCGGUCAUUGCCGACCUGGACACCGAGUCCAGGGCCCAGAAGGAGAACACCUGGUUCAGUUACCUGCAAAAGGGCUACCUGACCCUGUCAGACAGCGGGGACAAGGUGGCGGUGGAGUGGGACAAAGACCACGGGGUCCUGGAGACCCACUUGUCAGAGAAGGGGCGGGGCAUGGAGCUCUCGGACCUGAUCGUCUUCAACGGGAAGCUCUACUCCGUGGACGACCGGACAGGGGUCAUCUACCAGAUCGAGGGCACCAAGGCUGUGCCCUGGGUGAUUCUGUCUGACGGUGAUGGAACAGAAGAAAAAGGCUUCAAGGCUGAGUGGCUGGCCGUGAAGGACGAACACCUGUACGUGGGCGGUCUGGGCAAGGAGUGGACCACCACCACGGGGGAGGUGAUGAACGAGAACCCCGAGUGGGUGAAGGUCGUGGGCCACAAGGGCGGUGUGGACCACGAGAACUGGGUGUCCAGCUACAAUGCUCUCAGGGCUGCUGCUGGGAUCCGGCCGCCAGGCUACCUCAUCCACGAGUCCGCCUGCUGGAGCGACACGCUGCAGCGCUGGUUCUUCCUGCCACGCAGGGCCAGCCACGAGCGGUACAGCGAGAAGGAGGACGAGCGGAGGGGCACCAACCUCCUCCUGAGCGCCAGCCCCGACUUCGGGGACAUCUCCGUCAGCCGCGUGGGGGAGCUGGUGCCCACCCACGGCUUCUCCUCCUUCAAGUUCGUCCCCAACACCGACGACCAGAUCAUCCUGGCCCUCAAGUCUGAGGAGGACGGCGGCAGGGUCGCCACCUACGUCACGGCCUUCACGCUGGACGGCCGCCUCCUCCUGCCCGAGACCAAGGUCGGCAGCGUGAAGUACGAGGGGAUAGAGUUCAUCUAGGCCGCCCGAGUCCCGCGGCACGCGUGGCCGCGUCAGGACUCGGUUUUCAUAAACACUGGAGGAGCACGCUUUGAUUCGUUUCUUUUCCUCUUUGUCACCGUGAGGAGUCCGUCUAGCCUCGCGGUUCCCAGAACAGGGAGCUCGGCCCCGGACGAGCGAGGCAGCCGCGGGAGUGACAUCCUGGCGCCGGGGAAGGCGCGGGUCCCCGACAGCAGCGCCUCGGCCCCGAGUGCCCGGCCAGGGCCCUGCACGCGGACACGCGGGCGUGCAGAGCGGACCCCGCGGGCGCCCUCCAAAUCCCCCACGCGCUUCCUCCUUCCCUUCCACCUCCCGUGCCUUUCCACGUGCUCUCUGUCCCGUGACUGCUGGGGGCACCUCGACGGGUACCCCAUCCUGAGAGCAGGCCCCUCCUUCCUCAUCAGCCGGCCCCUCGCACCCCUGCCGACCCCUGGAAAGUGAAUGUUUACACGGCUGUGGAAGGGGGGGGGACCCCCCCGGGGAGCCACAGGCCGCUCCUCACUGCCGCGGACUCCUCCCUUCAGGGGGACACUAGCCGUGCAGUACUUUGCGGUUCCAUGGUUAACUUAUUUUUAUGAAGGUGGUCUCUGUCACCCAGAGCAAUCACGGUCAGCAGCCGGGAAGAUGUAGCCAAGCUGCCACAGAUGGCAACGGGUUCAGUGCCAGGGCCUCUGUGCCCUUGGUCUCUGAUCCUAGCCACGGGCAGAACGUGCCACGUUCUCUACGACUGUCACAAGCGACUUGAAUGUGUUACGCCCUGGGUUCUGACAGGCCUGCUCUUGACCCCUGGCCCGGGUCUGUUUUGUUCUUUGUUCUUGUCCCUGUUGUUGCCCAGGGCUUCUCCCCAGGGCCCACCCCUCCUCUUCCCAGUGGGGGUGUCUGGCAGGCGGAGGUCCCCAUUGCUCCUGUUCCUCUUGUUGAAACUCUAGUCACAGGUGGGGCGGGCCGGUUGGCACAUGCCCAUUCUAGAAAGAAAGGACUCACCCCUCUUUCCCACGUCAGCCCUCAGGGCAGGGCAGAGCCACCUGGAGGGGGUGCUUGGCCUGGCCGGGCCUGGGCCUCGUGGGCCUCUUCUCGCAGGCAGGGAGCCGGCAGCGCCUCUCCUGCGGGGGGCCUGCCCUCCCUCUCAGGCCCCCCUUCCGCCCCGGCCCGCUGGGCCGCGAGCCCCUGGGGGACGUGCCACUCACAGCACGGAGGUGGGAGGAGCAGGCCGGAGGCUCGGGGCUUGGCCCACGGGGGCUUCCGAUGUGUCCGUGUGGGGGCUUCCCCCGCGUCUGGGGCCUGCAGGCUGUAAAGUAGCCCCUUUCUUGCCCUCUUCUCCCGGCUGUCAGCGAAAUGAUUGUGCCCUCCCUUCCUUGUUUGUUUCUUGUCCACAAUAAAUGUCCAAGAAUGUGA
Messenger RNA from Perognathus longimembris pacificus (Pacific pocket mouse), 2854 nucleotides. It is a transcript of the gene Cant1, whose product is annotated as calcium activated nucleotidase 1. Gene Ontology annotation, molecular function: GDP phosphatase activity; UDP phosphatase activity; calcium ion binding. The record is from RefSeq and is a predicted model, not a curated record. Gene Ontology annotation, biological process: proteoglycan biosynthetic process. Lineage: Eukaryota; Metazoa; Chordata; Mammalia; Rodentia; Heteromyidae.